AUGCCACGCAAGAAGCAAAAGAGCGGUCCUGCCCCACGCGCCAAUCGUCCCGGCGCUGGAGUCAAUGGCGGAGGUCCAGCGAAGAAUGGCUCCGGGCCGGCAUCCCAACAUGUUAAGAAUAAGAAGACAGUCGCUUCGAAUGCGGCGAGUGGUGCUUCUCAAGACGGUACGGGUGGUGCUGGGCAGAAGAAGCAGUCGCUACAGGCGAAUCAGAGACCGAUUGUGCCUUUUUUGAAGGGAGAUCGGAUCUUGUUGGUUGGUGAGGGAGAUUUCUCAUUUGCCCGCUCCCUGGCAAAGCAAUAUAAAUGUCGCAAACUAUGCGCUACAUGCUACGACUCCAAAGAGACGCUUUUCAGCAAGUACCCCCAAGCUGAACAGCACAUCCAGGAGAUUUUAAAUUCUGCAAGCCUCAAGCGUAAAAGCACAGAAGAUGCCGCUCUCGACAAUGAAGAGAGCACCUCGUCUCCCGCUACCAAAGACGAAGCCGACAAGUCUCAUCAACAGACGGCGUCCUCUUCAAGGAAGCCAUCCCCGAAGGUUCUUUUCUCCGUGGAUGCCCGCAAACUAGGCACCCCGGCCGGAGGGAGCAAGGAGGUUCGCACUGGCUUUCCUCGCAAGGAGCGCAAGAUCCCCGCUUGGAAACUUGCUCGGCAGAUGAAUGCGCAAUCCCAGCUACAUUCCCGUGCUAAGGUUAGGUUCACACACGGCGCGCAAGCUACCCCCGGCAAAGGAGAAAGUAGCGCUGGCGGACCCUGGGAUGUGAUCUGUUUCAAUUUCCCACACGUGGGCGGUCUCUCCACGGACGUGAAUCGUCAAGUCCGGGCGAACCAGGAGCUCCUCGUUGCGUUUUUCAAGGCGUGCGUGCCUCUUCUGUCCAAGGCGCCGCCGCCUGUAGAUGAGGAUGAUUUGGAGGAAGACGGGGACGGCGAGAGCGAUGCAUCUGAAUUAUCUGAUUCGGACGACGGGGCAGAUGAUGAGGAGAAGAGAGCUACUUCCGGGAAUGCGGUCCGCACUGGCCCAGGGCAGAUCCUUGUGUCUUUGUUUGAGGGCGAGCCAUACACUUUAUGGAACGUCAAGGACUUGGCCCGACAUGCAGGCUUGCAGGUGGUGACGAGUUUCAGGUUCCCGUGGGCAGAGUACGAGGGCUAUUCGCAUGCGCGAACCCUCGGUGAAGUGGAGGGGAAAGACGGCGGGAGGGGUGGAUGGCGUGGAGAGGAUCGGUUGGCGAGAAUGUAUGUGUUUGAAGUGAAGCCGGAAGAGAAACCAGCGAAGAAUCAGAAGAAUAAGAGAAGCUGGGAGGGCGAUAGCGACAGCGAGUAA
Messenger RNA from Penicillium diatomitis, 1320 nucleotides. Its product is annotated as 25S rRNA (uracil2634-N3)-methyltransferase. Gene Ontology annotation, biological process: rRNA base methylation. The transcript has 2 exons. Gene Ontology annotation, molecular function: rRNA (uridine-N3-)-methyltransferase activity. Lineage: Eukaryota; Fungi; Ascomycota; Eurotiomycetes; Eurotiales; Aspergillaceae. The record is from RefSeq and is a predicted model, not a curated record. Gene Ontology annotation, cellular component: cytoplasm. Bases 1 to 1320 code for a protein of 439 amino acids.